AUGUCAGCACCACAAGUAGUCAUAAAUGACGAUCCUAAGAUCCCCAAUUUCCCUAUACAGACCAAUUUCAAGAAAUCCAAUCAUCAAAUGAAGAUAGUUGUUGUUGGAGAUGGUGGAUGUGGUAAAACCUGUCUUUUAGUAAGUUAUACCCAACUGAAGUUCCCAGAAAUAUAUGUACCUACAGUGUUUGAGAAUUAUGUAGCUAAUGUAGUGUCACCACAGAAUAAGUUAAUCGAAUUGGCAUUAUGGGAUACUGCUGGCCAAGAAGAAUAUGAUAGAUUGAGACCAUUAAGUUAUCCAGAUGUUGAUGUUUUAUUAAUAUGUUUUGCCUUAGAUAAUAUCAUAUCGUUACAGAAUGUUAAAGAUAUUUGGUUUCCUGAAGUUCAUCAUUUCUGUCCUGGAAUUCCCAUUUUAUUAGUUGGAACUAAAUCGGAUUUAUCAAAUACUAUUGAUCCUGAUUUAGCUAUUCAAUUAGCUACUGAAAUUAAUGCUGCCGGAUAUAUCCAAUGUUCAGCUAAAACCAUGUUCAAUGUUAAAAGUGUUUUCAAUUUCGCCAUUAAUAUCUUUAAUGAAAAAUUAGAAGCUCUUGAUAAACAAAAGAAACGUAAAAGUUUCUUGGGUCAUAAUAAAUCAUCAAGUGUUGGGUCAAAAGGACAUUUUAAAAAUACUUCAAUUACUUCAUCAAUCUUAUUUGAUCAACCAUUAACCGAAGAAGAAAGAAAUCCUUAUACUGCCAGGGAUAAUCAUUAUGAUUAUGAUGAAUUUACUUAUGCUAGAGAUACUAAGAAGAAAUCCAGAAAAUGUAACAUAUUGUAA
Molecule: messenger RNA, 816 nt
Organism: Yamadazyma jaroonii
Lineage: Eukaryota; Fungi; Ascomycota; Pichiomycetes; Serinales; Debaryomycetaceae
Source: the annotation of a GenBank genome assembly